AUGAACAAGGUGUUUGGGUCAUUGCUUUCUCAUGCUGAUCUUAUAGGGAUGGGGUUUUUGGGUGGCGGUAGCACCAUGCCAAAUCCAUUUCCCCUGGCAUUCAACUCAUUAGCACCCUCACUCACCGAUGCUAGGAGUACUGUACCAGGAUACUAUGACACGCAACACGACACACAAUAUGGCACGAUGUGGAAUUUCAGCAACCUUGAUUUGCAGGGGUGGGAGAUGCCUAGCCUGUCCUCGUUCUUGAGCUCCCCAAUUUCUGCCGAGUGCACCACCACAAUGGCAACUGAAGAGGAUGAGGUUCUUCCUCACUUUACUCGUCAGUCGCCUAUUCUUCCAGCAGCAAAUCAUCCUGCAGAUGACAGCGCAGAAGACCUUGACAGCAUUCAUACUGGUGCUGGUCUUCCUAAAUCUAAGCGCAAGCACAAGUUGAAGCUCCUGGCUGCCAAGGUCAAUUGCAAUCCUGCUAUAGAACCCACCCCCACCAUCACACCACCUAUGAACACGGCCAAACCCAAGGCCAAACCCAAAGCGAAACCUCUCACCAAGUCUGGUGCGGUAACGGAGACAUCACAUGCUACUGCUGAUGAAGGCAAUACAUUAAGUCAUUUGACUGCCCCCAAUACCGCCACGAAACGGAAUACGGCAGUUGAUAUCGCUGCAGCUCCUCGUGUAUCAAAGCAAAUUCCAAUCAAGUCCAGGCGGAAUGAUGUCGCUGAUACUAUUGGGUCAGAUGGUUCGAUGUUCAUUGACAUUGGUAGGGAAGAUCCACCUGUUCUGGGGGAUGUUGGGGCAUCAAUGACGAAGCGUCCUCCCAACUUGACUAUGGGCAGCGUGAUUCCUGCAAAGAAAAGGCGAACGAAGGCAUGA
Messenger RNA from Suillus discolor, 873 nucleotides. RefSeq lists its product as uncharacterized. Bases 1 to 873 code for a protein of 290 amino acids. The record is from RefSeq and is a predicted model, not a curated record. The transcript is spliced from 2 exons. Lineage: Eukaryota; Fungi; Basidiomycota; Agaricomycetes; Boletales; Suillaceae.